UCUGGUGGGGACUGAGGCAGAAAGGAAACGGAUAAAGGAGAGUGGGAACCCAGAGCAAUCCCCGGAACCUAACGCUGCUCAGUACCCAGACUUUGCGGGGAGCUCCGCUUCAGCAGCAACCCCAAAUCCGUGCUGCAAGCAGACGCCAACAUGCAGCUCUCUACUCUUAGGUCCUGGGCUCUUCUCCUCCUGACUGAUCUGAUCCUGCUUUGGGUGUUGCAGAGACAUCUGGGAAUCCUAUUCCCUCCAGGGCUCCUUAGUCUCUGGCUGGAGGGAGCUUUUAGGAUGGGGGUCCUAUGGGAGUUGCUAAGUUUACUUGGGGGGCUUGGGAAGGUGGGCAAACUACUGCCUGCCUUGUGCCUGAGCACCCCCUUGUUCCUAUCUCUGAGGGCCCUGGUUCCAGGAGUCUUGAGUGCUCCCCCUGUGCUCCUAGCCUCAGCCCCCUGGGCCUGGAGGCUGGUGGCUUAUGGAGGAGGGGCUCUGGGCUGUGCUGUGUGGAAGUUGCUGAGUCCUUCUGAAGCCCCUCAUUCAGCACAGGAGAAGGAGCAAGGUCCAGAGAACAAAGCCAUGAUGUGGAGGUUGCUGAGACUGUCCUGGCCUGACUUCCCCUUCCUUGUUGCUGCUUUCUUUUUCUUGGCUGCUGCAGUUAUAGGUGAGAUGUUCAUCCCCCACUACACCGGACGUGUGAUUGACAUCCUGGGCCAGGACUUUGACCCUGAUGCCUUUGUCACGGCCAUCUUCUUCAUGUGCCUCUUCUCCCUUGGAAGCUCAUUCUCUGCUGGCUGCCGAGGAGGCCUCUUCACCCUCAUCCUCUCCAGAAUUAACCUGCGUAUUCGGCGCCUCCUCUUUUCCUCCCUGCUACGCCAGGACCUCAGCUUCUUCCAGGAGACCAAGACAGGGGAGUUAAACUCUCGCCUGUCUUCGGACACCAACUUGAUGAGCCGCUGGCUCCCCUUAAAUGCCAACAUAUUUCUUCGUAGCCUGGUAAAGGUCAUAGGACUGUAUGGCUUCAUGUUCAGUCUCUCACCUCGACUAACUCUUCUCUCCCUGCUUGAGCUGCCCUUCUCAAUGGCUGCUAUGAAGGUCUACAAUGCCCGACGUCAGGAUGUGCUGCAGCAGAUCCAGGAUGCGAAGGCAGAGGCUGGACAGGUCGUGCGGGAGGCAGUGGGAAACCUGAAAACUGUGAGGAGUUUUGGAGCAGAGGGAGAUGAGGUUCAGCGCUAUGAGGAAGCCUUGGAGCACAAACGCCAGCUAGAGUGGCGCCGGGACUGGGAGCGGGCAGUGUAUCUGCUCGUAGUGCGGGGACUUCGGCUGGGGAUACAGGUGUUGAUGCUGCAAUGUGGGCUAAGGCAGAUCCUGGCAGGGGAGCUCACCAGGGGGGGCCUCCUCUCCUUCCUGAUCUAUCAGGGGAAUGUGGGGAGAUCUGUGCAGAGUCUGGUGUAUAUCUGUGGGGACAUGAUGAGCAAUGUGGGUGCAGCAGAGAAAGUUUUCAGAUAUCUGGACCGUGAGCCACAGUUACCUCCUCCUGGAACCCUGACUUCUCCUUCCCUGCAGGGACUUGUGGAAUUCCAAGAUGUUUCCUUUGCCUAUCCCACCCACCCAACCAAGCCUGUCCUCCAGAGAGUGACAUUCACUUUGCACCCUGGGACAGUGACAGCCCUGGUAGGGCCCAAUGGAGCUGGGAAGAGUUCAGUGGCUGCAUUGCUUCAGAAUCUGUAUCAGCCCACAGAGGGCCAGGUGCUGUUGGAUGGGGAACCCUUGUUCCAGUACCAGCACCAAUACUUACACUCACAGGUGUCUGUAGUUGGUCAGGAGCCUGUGCUGUUCUCAGGGUCUGUGAGGGACAAUAUUGCUUAUGGACUGGACAGCUGUGGGGAUGAUGAAGUGAGGGCCGCUGCGCGGGCAGCCCGUGCUGAUGGAUUCAUCGCCAGUAUGGAACAUGGACUAGAUACAGCUGUGGGGGAAAAGGGAAGCCAGGUGUCUGCAGGACAGAAGCAAUGUCUGGCCAUUGCUCGGGCCCUGGUGCGGAAUCCCCGUGUCCUUAUCUUGGAUGAGGCCACUAGUGCCCUGGACGUGGAGUGUGAGCAGGAGCUUCAGGAGAAGAUGCUGCAGGGAGGUCGGACAGUGCUGGUGAUUGCACAUCGGCUGCAGACGGUGCAGGCUGCUGACCACAUCCUGGUGCUGGAGCAAGGGGAGGUAGUGGAGCAGGGGACCCACACUGGGCUCAUGGCUCAGAGAGGUCUCUGUCAUUGCCUGGUGCAGCGACACCUUGAAGCCUGAGUCCCUGGGAAAAGUGUGUGUGUGUUUUAUAUGGAGUUUGGGUUUGGCUUUGGGUCAGGAUCUUGAAUCCAAGGCAUUCCUUGCUCUGAGUAUCACUAGUUUUUCCUGAGUAGGAGCCACUGUAUCUGGGGAGAUAAUGGGAUCUUGGAGAAGAGCUACCCCUGAACUAUCCUUUUCAAGACACUUUGUUGCUUUCCUGCUACUGUUCUGAAUCCUGCAUACUUGUGAAUAUCAGUCAAUAAAUUAAUUUUUUAAGGAUGAACAUAA
This is a messenger RNA of Antechinus flavipes (yellow-footed antechinus), 2547 nucleotides long. It is a transcript of the gene TAP2, whose product is annotated as transporter 2, ATP binding cassette subfamily B member. The coding region runs from base 151 to 2280 and encodes 709 amino acids. Gene Ontology annotation, biological process: transmembrane transport; antigen processing and presentation of endogenous peptide antigen via MHC class I; peptide transport. Gene Ontology annotation, cellular component: TAP complex; endoplasmic reticulum membrane. Lineage: Eukaryota; Metazoa; Chordata; Mammalia; Dasyuromorphia; Dasyuridae. The transcript is spliced from 14 exons. Gene Ontology annotation, molecular function: MHC protein binding; ABC-type oligopeptide transporter activity; ATP binding. The record is from RefSeq and is a predicted model, not a curated record.